This is a messenger RNA of Pocillopora damicornis (cauliflower coral), 2164 nucleotides long. Its product is annotated as MAPK/MAK/MRK overlapping kinase. Gene Ontology annotation, molecular function: protein kinase activity; ATP binding. Gene Ontology annotation, biological process: protein phosphorylation. NCBI's taxonomy places the organism in Eukaryota, Metazoa, Cnidaria, Anthozoa, Scleractinia, Pocilloporidae. The record is from RefSeq and is a predicted model, not a curated record.
CGAAAGCAAACAAUUGUUGGGUUGCCUUUGGUGUCCAUGAACUUAUGUUAUAACUUUUAUUCCGCUCGCGCUGAUCUUUAAGAGGUUUCAGAUGAAAUAUAUAUAUCAUAUCCGUGAACAAUGACUAUAUAAAUUCAUUCACGCCGUAGGAAAUGCAAAAAUACCGUAUCCUCGGCAAGAAAGGGGAAGGAACCUUCUCAGAGGUUCUGAAAGUUCAGGAUAUUCGAGAUGGUACUUACUAUGCUUGCAAGAAGAUGAAACAGCGCUAUGAAAGCAUUGAUCAAGUGAACAAUUUGAGAGAGAUUCAAGCUAUGAGACGCUUGAGUCCCCAUGGAAAUGUGGUUGAAUUGAAGGAGAUUAUCUUUGACAAGAAGAAUGGAACUUUAGCCUUGAUCUGUGAGCUAAUGGAUAUGAACCUGUAUGAAAUGAUAAGAGGACGGCGACACUACUUGCCAGAAGCAAAGGUUAAAAACUAUAUGUACCAGCUUUGUAAGGCCAUUGAUCACAUGCACAGAAAUGGAAUAUUUCAUAGAGAUGUUAAGCCAGAAAAUAUUUUGGUUAAGGAUGAUGUUGUAAAAUUAGCUGACUUUGGAUCAUGUCGAAGUGUUUACUCAAAACAGCCUUACACAGAAUACAUAUCAACUAGAUGGUAUCGUGCCCCUGAAUGUUUAUUGACAGAUGGUUACUAUACCCAUAAGAUGGACAUGUGGAGUGUUGGUUGUGUGUUCUUUGAAGUUCUAAGCUUACAUCCUCUGUUUCCUGGUUCUAAUGAAGUUGAUCAGAUUGCCAGAAUUCAUUCUGUCCUUGGAACACCAUCACCUAACAUACUAAAAAAGUUACAAAAUAAAUCACGCAGCAUGAAUUUCAACUUUCCACCCAAAACAGGAAGUGGCAUCAGUACGUUGCUUCCACAUGAUCACGUGUCUCAGGAUUGCAUUGAGCUCAUUGAACUCAUGUGUGCUUAUGAUCCUGAUGAUAGAAUAUCAGCCAAACAAGCUCUGAGGCAUCCUUACUUCAAACAACUCAGGGAGUUAGACAAAAGGCAAGUUGCCGCCAACACAAGGUAUUCAUCGCCAUCUGAGGCUUCAGUUAUAACCAAACCACAUCGAAUGGUGAAAAAGAAGAGAAAGCAUGUGAGAGGUCAUGCACGUUCACCAACUGAGUUACAGUCUAUUCUUCCAAAAGACGAUGGUUUUGGCCUAACAGGAGGAAUAGUUACCCAUCAACAGCCGUCAUUACCAUCUUUAGGUGUAGGCUUCAAGACCAAUACAUAUGGCACAACUUUACCCAAGAUACCAGUUGCAACUACCACACAUACAACAACUUUCCCAACAUCAUUUCCUUCAAUUAUCCAUCAAGAAAAAAAUAAAGUCAAGAAUCAAACAAGCCAGAAGUUUGGACAUUACACAUUACCAGCAAUUGAUAACUCAAAACGAAGUGGUGCUCAUGGCUUUUGAAGGAACAUUUGGUUUCGGCAGAGAGAUUACAAAGUCUGAGAACUAUUAUGGGUUGUGCACAUGUAUGACGGUAUUGUAAAUAAUGAAGGCUUGCCUACUAGCGUCAGUUUUUUUGCAUCUUGGCCUUGCUAAAGCAAGGCUGGUGUCUCUCAGAGAUCAUCAAGGAGCCUUAAAGGAGGAUGUGCAUUCCUUUUCCUUUUUUCUAAAGAAUCAAACUGCUCUUUUCAAAAAUGUCAAUGAAAACCCCGUCAAAAGGAAAUCAACUUAAUCAAGGUUUAAACAACAAGAGGACUCUAUCCUAUUACAGAACUUAUUUUUAAUUAUUUGUGAUAUUGAAGACAGGUCCUUAGUUUCCUGCCAUCUUUAUGAACAUCUACAUAUAUGUACUUGUUCAAUGUUAUCUUGUUAUUUAAGAUAUUUUAGUUAGACAAAGAAAUGCAAGGUAUCCUAUAAAUAAUGUACAGAAAAUAUUUUUAUGAACAAGAAAGUAUUUUUUACAAGUUCAAACAUUGUUACAUGUAGGUUAUGAUUUUAAGUAGAAUUUGAUUUUGGAAAAAAAAUAAUUUAGCUGCCAGCCCAACAGCUUUGAUUUCACAUUUAUAAAAAUGUGGAGGAUACCUGAGAUUCUGUUUUUUAAAAAGUUGAUAUAUUUCCACAAUAUACAUUGUCAGCCAUGUCUAGAAAGUCUGCCCUUUUUAAUUCAUCUG